This is a messenger RNA of Eutrema salsugineum, 354 nucleotides long. RefSeq names its product RING finger protein 11. The record is from RefSeq and is a predicted model, not a curated record. Bases 1 to 354 code for a protein of 117 amino acids. Lineage: Eukaryota; Viridiplantae; Streptophyta; Magnoliopsida; Brassicales; Brassicaceae. The transcript has 4 exons. Gene Ontology annotation, molecular function: ubiquitin-protein transferase activity.
AUGGGUAUUCUACUUUGCUGUUUUCGAGUUCCGGGGCAAGAUGAUCAAUCUGGAGACGUAUCCAGAAUCAGAGCCUUGAGUUGCCCAAUAACGAAUAACUUUCUCUCCAAGUUCGAGCAACUAUCUCAAAACCUGGAAAGAGGGGAAGCUUCCUCUCCCACUGACAACGAAGAAGAUGUUUGUCCGACAUGUUUCUAUGAGUACAUUGAGGAUAAUCCGAAGAUAGUAUUGCAAUGUGGACAUAUCUUUCACCUUUCAUGCAUUUAUGAAUGGAUGGAGAGAAGUGAAGCUUGUCCCUUUUGUUCCAAGACAAUGCAUUUCUUGGAGGGUGAAAUUACAGAGCAAGUGAAGUAA